AUGCCCAGAGCGUUCCUGCUGCUGUCUGCUGCCCUGCUGCUCCUCGGGCCUGUGCACGGGGCCACCCUGAGAAACAAAGAGACAUGGAAGCCACUCAGCAACCCCCGAAACCGAGACCUGUUUUUCAGAACCCUUCAGGCGUAUUUUCAGGGAAGAGGUCUUGACCUUGAAAGGUUUCCAAAUACUUUCUCCACCAACGAGAACCCCAGUCCCCUCUCUGUGCAGUCGGAGCUCAUGGCCUCUGCCUUUGCCGCGUACGAAGAGCAGAGACACCCCCUUCCCGGCAACCUCGACGGCUGAGGGCUUCUCCCGAGAGCAGGUACCUGGCUAUUUUUAAACUACAGAUGAAGCCGCUCAUCAGAAAAAGUCAAUCAUGGUCAUUGUUAACCACCCCCACCACACACUU
Messenger RNA from Eptesicus fuscus (big brown bat), 406 nucleotides. RefSeq names its product chromosome 11 C2orf66 homolog (gene C11H2orf66). Lineage: Eukaryota; Metazoa; Chordata; Mammalia; Chiroptera; Vespertilionidae. The record is from RefSeq and is a predicted model, not a curated record. Bases 1 to 300 code for a protein of 99 amino acids. The transcript is spliced from 3 exons.